This is a messenger RNA of Daphnia carinata, 617 nucleotides long. RefSeq lists its product as uncharacterized. Lineage: Eukaryota; Metazoa; Arthropoda; Branchiopoda; Diplostraca; Daphniidae. The coding region runs from base 84 to 563 and encodes 159 amino acids. The record is from RefSeq and is a predicted model, not a curated record. The transcript has 2 exons.
UUUCGGUCGCUGCACUGGGGGACGGGAAGAAAAACAUAGAGGAAAAAGUAGGCAGAGAUAGUGAGCGUGAAGAUGAAAGAAAGAUGGAGCAGAGAAUCGCAGAGAAAGAAGUAGGUGAAGCCGGUAAUGAUGGAGAUGAAAAUAAUACAGAAAAGAGAAAAGUAGAGGAAGAAACAGAUAAACACCAUGACGAAGAAGAAGGUAGUAUGAUCGAAAAGGAAUUGUUAGAAAAAAAGAGGAAAAUCAAUCGUGAAAGCAGGGAAAUAGAACAAAAACUUAGGGAAAUCAAGGAGAAGAAAAACAUCGAAGAAAAAAGAAAAAAGGAAGCAGCGGCACUGCUGCGAUAUCGCAAGUAUCCAGAGAACCAGGCCAUCAGUUUAAUGAAGGAAAUGGAGAAGAGAUUAGCAGAAGCGAGAACUGCUGCAAAACAGGCUUUCAUGCACGCAUCAGCUAUGGAGACGAUGGUAGGCUUGGCACGGCAACACGUACAUUUGCUCACAUGCAGGAGAGUGGCACUCGAACAAAUGGAUGAUAAAAUUGAAAAACCUGAAACCAAAUUGUAAAUAAAGGCGACUUUUCUGUAACGGUAGUUCCUUGUAACAGCAGACUAAUAAAAC